Effrenium voratum is the source of this 528-nucleotide messenger RNA. NCBI's taxonomy places the organism in Eukaryota, Dinophyceae, Suessiales, Symbiodiniaceae. The record is from the annotation of a GenBank genome assembly.
AUGGCCGCGAUGGGCCGGCCCAAGGCUGCCAUUGCGGCGCAGAUCUGGGGCAUUGGGUGCUGGGUCUACAUCUUCCUGGAUUGCAUUGUGGUGGAGCUGGGUCGAUCCAUGGAGCCCUUCCAACGUAUGGACCUCACAGCCGGGCAGUGGGUCGGCUACGCGUCCAUCUGCGUGUUCCUGCUGGUGGUGGAGGGGAUCCGCGCCUUUCAGCUGAGCUUCGCGCCGCUGUUGGUGAAGCGCUCCAGGGAGUUGCAAGGAGACUCCCCCUGCUGGGAGCUGCUCUUGGCACCCUUCUUCGUGGCUGGCUUGGUGUCUGCCACCCCGAAGCGGCUCUGCAAGAGUUGGCUGCUCAUAGCUCUGCUGAUUCCAGGCCUUGCCCUUUCCGUGCCGCAUCUUCCGUACCCGUGGCGCCAGGCGGUGGACGCAGGGGUGGUGCUGGGCCUGGGGUGGGGCACCUCGGCGGUGCUGGGCUUUUGGCUGCGGGGGGCGCUGUACGACCGCUGGCCGGAGGCAAGGAAGCGGACGUGA